CCAAUAUCAGUUUUCAGUUGUCCAAGUAGUUCCAUAGUCUGGUACUUCAUGUAUCAGAGGUAUUUAGAGCAGUUCAGGUCUCCGUGCUCUUAUAUAUCUGAUCCAUUUCGACCAACAUCUCUUAAAUGUCCCUGACUGUAGUCUCAGAGCAAAUAUCAGUCUCUCCAUCAUGUAAAUUUCAUGAACAGUUCCUUGCCAGUGUCGGUGAGUUGGGUUGUAACCACUUCCUUGUUAAAAUCUUUUUUGUUGCUGAUUUCAACCAAAAUAUGCAAGAAAGGCGAGAGGAAGCGUGCCGUGGCUGCGACCGGGUGUAGUAUGAGAGUGUGUGUGUGUGUGUGUGUGUUUGUGCUGAGUGGGGCUGUUUGCUGAAUCCUCUUGGCUCUCUCUCCUCGUGCCCGCACACAGUGCUCACUGGCAGCCGGGCGUACAGGCAGGGCAGCGUGUGCCAACACAGCUGCCUAUUGAGAGGCAGCGUUACGGACACAAUGUGAGCGACAGACUUGCUGUAUCAACAGCUCCCCCUUUUCUGCUGUUGUGGCCAGAAAUAAACCAUAAAUACCCCCCCUGUCUCUGUCCGCUAAUGGCUCAACCCCACCAAACACCAAGUGGCACUGAAACAGAGGGACACUACCACUUCUUAGCAGGCAAACCCAGGUAAAGUCGUCACGCUGGACACCACAGUAACAGAGAGUGUAAUAAAAACCAAUGCAAUGGAGUUAGAGGGUGCGGCAGCCAGUGAAGACCCAGGUUUGGAGGCUUUUUGUUUCAUUUCAUUGACUGAAAGAAUAAGUUUGAGUUACAUGAUGAGCCUGUAAUCUUUUCCAUGGAGUUAAUAGAGCUGUCUUUAACAGUCUGUAGGGGAUUAUUGCUUCUGCUAAAGGGGUGAGGUAUGAGUUACCACUCUGACAUUGAGCUUUCCUUCCCCUGUGUGCAUAUCGACAUCUGCAUGCCGUGAUGGAUGGUGUUCUGUCUGUGUGUGUUUGUGUGUGUGUGUUUCUGCCAAAAAGUGGAGGAGCAGUGGAGCAUGUCAGAGCAGCAGAGCGCCUCGGAGCAGCUGGCAGCUGGGAAGAGCCAGGGUGGAGCUGGAGCCACGUAUAAGGUACCUGUGUGCAGAGAUAGAUCGCUUACUGUGUCACAUAGAUGCACACCUGGAGGAGACCUGACCAUGCAGACUUGUCAUCAGAUAUCAGGGGGUUAGGAUUUUGUUGGAGGUUCUGGAGUAUCUUGGAGUGUUCAGGUGUGAUGCUCUAUGUUUGUGUACCUUCAUAAGAGCGUCUGUGUGUUUGCUUUAGGUGGCUGUGUUUCAGUUCGAGAACUUCCAAGGAUGCAAAGCAGAGUUUACCUCCGAGUGUAAAGAUGUGCUAGAGAAGGGUCAAGAGAAGGGUCUGGAGAAGGUCGGGUCUGUGAUCGUCGAGUCAGGACCGUGAGUAACACCCACGCCACUCUCUGUAAAUCAUCAGAAUGUUGGACGCUCCUUCGUUUUUACACCGGUGUUCUCCUCUCUCCCUCUCAGCUGGGUGGGUUACGAUCGGCACGGGUUCACAGGGGAGCAGUUCAUUCUGGAGAAGGGCGAGUACCCACGCUGGGACACCUGGACCAACAGUCAGAGGAGCUUCUCACUCUUGUCUCUAAGACCCCUCAAAGUGGUGGGUGAACAGACAAUCAAAGGUUUAAAGGAAAAUUUCACUUCAAUAGAGGCUUUGGAGACAGUUGUUGGGUGUGUCCUUGUGUCUGUUUGCUCCUCUGUAGGACAGCGCUGAUCACAAACUAACCCUGUUUGAGAACCCCGAGUUCACCGGCAGGAAGAUCGAGAUCGUGGACGAUGAUGUUCCCUCUUUGUGGGGUCACGGUUUCCAGGAUCGUGUGGCGAGCAUCAAGGCUCUAAACGGAACGUAAGAUCACCUUUAAAUCACAGUUUCACCUCUUCUGUGACGGCACAUUCAUAAAACUGUGGGUUAAUCUAAUUUCUCUUUCCUCCAGAUGGGUGGGCUACAUGUACCCUGGCUACAGGGGGCGCCAGUUUAUCUUCGAGCGAGGAGACUUCAAGCACUGGAACGACUGGGAGGCCCCUGCGCCUCAGAUCCAGUCUGUGAGGCGUGUGCGGGACAUGCAGUGGCACAAAAGAGGCUGUUUCACCUCUCCUGACCCGGCUCCCGCUCCUACUCCCAACCCCAACCCCAACCCCAACCCUAAUCCUAACCCCAACCCCACCCCCAACCCCAACCCCAACCCCAACCCUGAACCAGCACCUGGACCAGACCCCGACCCAGCACCUCCUGCUCCACCUGCUACAGCCGGAGCCAGUUGAGCGGGAUCCUCGCAGAGUCUCCACACUGCCGACAGUGCCUCCCCCUCUCCGCCUCCACCUAACCAUGGCAAACGCUGAGUGUGCCCAGUGAGGAGUGCCAUGUUUGUUACAGUGGCGAAUAAAACUUGUUUGACCUAGAGUCGGCCCUGUUUGUUGGUGAUGUAACUGUAAGUAAAGGUGGAAAUGGUUUUAACUGAAAGAUUAAAGAGAGAUGAUGAAAAAAAACACUGACAUCUUUGUGGAAAUUAUGUAAAGAUUCUUCCUUUGAGACGAGCUGCAGAUGUUGUUGGAUUUGAAGUCGUCUGUGCUGCUUUUUAAAUGCCUGUUUACCCCCAUCUUAGACAUUAGACAGCCAAAAAUGCCUCAUCCAGCUUUAGGAGGACAACAUGAGUUAUUCAUUCAAAAUGUACGAUCAUCAACAUCUGCUACACAGUGAUGGAAGUGAUGUCAUACUGUAUGUAUGCUUGCCAUUAAAAACAGAUUCCCUGCAUUCCCAACCAUAGUAAUCACUGUGCAUUUAUUACAGAUCCUCCAGUUUAUUCAAACAACAUAAUCUCUCAUUAUGCUUCUUACAUGAUAACUUAGUGUAGAAAUCCUCUCACUCCUUAUAUGCAGUUUUCCCUUCCAUGUAAUGAGUGAUAAACAAACUCUAUCAGCUGUGAUCUUCAACUACCAUCCAGUCCUGGGUCUGCAGAAGCUUAUUUACCUGUAAUAGUAAUAAUUAAAGUUUAAUGAUAGAUUUUUUUAGUGCACAUUAAUCCGUUCUCAAUUAUCUAUUUUGACAAACUUUAAAAGCUUUCUGCAACUUAGUCCAUGACAGAGCCCUUGUCAGCUUACAACAAAAGCAGCUUCCUCUGACUGAGGAAUUCAGAUUUUUACACAUCCUGUAUGCAGUCGAGAAACAGACCCCCCCCGCCCACUAACAUCAUCUCACAAGUGGCAUUAUAUUACAACAGUAUCCAAACAGGGCACAGGUUGCAGCUGUGGUCUGUACUGGGAGAACAAAGACAGCUUAGUUCAUCAUCAGGUUCCUGCUUAUCAGUUCAAUGUCACACUGUUGGGAAAACAACCUGUGAGUGAAAUUAUAGCGUUCAUGUAGUCGCAUGGCUUCAGUGGAAAAGUAUCAGUCCCGACUCCAAGGUCAUACUUCUCCUUUCCGAUGCUCAUUAAAAAGAAACAGAUAUGACUGUGAAAGCAUUCACACCGAGUGAGUUUCAGUAAAUGAUGAUUAACAUACUUAUAUAAUGAUAAAAUACACACGUGAUAGCAUACACAUAUAAUCUUUCUUUCAGCCCUUCUCCUAUUAAAACCUGUGAGCCUUCAUUAACAGGAGGUGAACAUUCAGGCUUUAAACAGCUGGUUUUACUCGAUUUUACCACCUCUGCGUUGAAGGCAGAAAUAACCGACCACACAGGGAUAGGAAGAAAAACAAGCUUGUACUCAGAGGCGGCCUUUUCUUGCAUCCUAAGACCAAAAUAAGAAAACAGACAUAAACAGUCACCGCUGACUUUAAGAAGAGCACCUCUUGAUCGUGUCAAAAUACUCAAAAUGGGAUGUAUAUGUAAAAAAAUCUACUGUAUUUGAAGACGCUAUAAACAGCCCACGAAACCAGAAACCACAGGAUCACAGAGACGGAUAGUUUUUUCAAACUUUUCCCCAACAGGCAUCUUUCUAAUCUUCCCACAUCUAAACAGAGGUCUGUGGAGUUCCCCUGAAGCUGGUCAGGUGUCCUUUUGCUUUCUUAAGGCUGAAACUGUACUGCACCGUGACAGGGAUCAAGAUAAGAAGUUCUCUAUUUUGAUGUCUCUGAAAUUGACUGAAAUUCUUAUUGAUGCUGUUUAUGACAAACAAAAGGAAACAAGACCAUAAAAAACACAACUGAAGACAUUCAAGAGGGAGGAGUCAGCCAAACAGCUAAAGAAACAGGCCUGGGUUUACACUUUCAACUCGAGUUACAACUUCAGCAUGUAGAGGACAAGAUAAGCACAGGCUGCUUUGUCCACAGGGGGCGCCAAAGUUGACUCAAACAGAAAGUUCCUCAGAAGAUCUUUAACCAUAAGAAUAUCAAUUUUAUAACUCACUUUAGAAAAAAUUGGAGCAUGGAUUAGCAGUAAUAGAAGCAACAGUAUGAUUGUUUUGCACGUACGUGAUGCUGGGUAGCAAAGUUUCAGAAGCAGGAUCACACUUCAACUGCUCCUCCUCUUUCAGGACUAUCCCUUUCCUCCCCAUUGCCCCCUAUCCUACCCAAAGCUGUGGCGAACCCCUUUUUAAAACCCCCAAACCCUAAAUCAAAUCAACAUUCGCAAAAGUACAACAUCAAAUUCAGAAUAUCUUUCCAGUGUGCCGUAAAAUAAUUCAGACUUUAAAUCAGUGUGAUGGUUAUUUUCAGUGUGUCCUGAUACUUCAUAAUGUUCCUCACAUCUGUCCAUCGACUGUCAUCUACAUUAUCAAUAUGUACAGAUAAAUGAACCCUAUUAGAGGCUGAGAUGUAAAGCCUCAGACUUGCACCGUGAUGUUGACUUAUAUUGAAUAUUCAGCAAAACUGGCAAAUACAGAAAACGGUUCAUGCAGCUAUGAAGUCAGACUAAGAAACACAAGUUUGGAGCUGUAAAAUGUCAAACAGAAGUAGAGAUAAGUUGUGACGUUAGAUCGUAAGAGUGGUAAAGAAUUUAUUGUAGAUAAAUCUACAAAGUCAAAGUCCUCCAGUUGAAAGUUUCAGCCUCAUUUGGGCUGUUAUCGGGAUCAGCCUGACUCUUUCUGACACAGUGAACCCAUCUUUUACAAUCCUUCCCUCUCUGUCGGCUCAUUGUAGGUGCGGGACUCUUGGCACUGUUUGUGCUGAAUCAUGUGGAUGUCGAACAAUAACCGGCUGGACAAAACUGACAACUAAUGGAAUAACUUAGCGGGACUGUGACACCCCCACACUCCAGGGUGGGGGCAGACUACAUGGUGACCCCCUCACUUCAGUGUGCUGGGCCUAUGGCGGGCCGGUCUGCAGCCUGCCGGGACUCUGCGGGUACUGUUGGCAGAGUUUCCACCCCUGGGCGUCCCGUAUAUAUUGAGCCCGUUGUGCCAUCACAAACACACUGGCACAGACAGGCACUGGUAAGAGGUUCAUGUUCACCAUGCUCUAUUUUUUUUAUUUUUUUUAUAUUUUUUAAGUAUUUUUUAAUUGGUAUUAUUUUAAAACUAUUACAAGUUAGUCCAAAAACAGUGUCACAUUAUUUUAUUGCUGUAAUUUUCUGAUUAAAAGACGAUAAAUGUCAUAUUUAAGAUACAGGGAUGCAGAACCUUUAAAAGACAGAUAUCAGCUCAUUUGGUUUGUGUCUUCUCAGUCGUCUUUCCCGACCCACUAUGGCCACAGACCAUCAGAUUCCUGCAUCCAAGCAGCAGCAGCCAGGCAGCAGUGCAUUAAAGGUGAGACAAUAAAUCGAUAUUUAAACUUCAUGGACUCCCUAUGAUUGUGUUUCUAUUUACAUGUCUUUGUUUUGUUUUGCACAGCUAAUCAUCUAUGAGCAGGAAAACUUCCAGGGACGGUGCCACGAGCUGACUGGUCCCUGUAACAACCUCAAGGAAGCAGGCGUGGAGAAAGUGGGCUCCAUACUGGUGCUGUGUGGACCGUGAGUGUGGGUCAGAGACAGACAGAGAACCAGAAAAUUAUUUCGAAUGUUGGACAAGGAAGUAGAGAAAGAGGGGGGAUCUUCUUUAACUGUAACUCUGAAACUCUCUCCUCCCUGGUUUAGAUAAGAAAUCAGUCUCCCGCCUCCAACUAGCUCAGAAUGCAGCAGCUCGGCUUUUAACUGGUUUUAGUCGACGGCAUCACAUCACUCCAAUUUUAGCCUCCCUUCCUGUCAGUUUUAGAAUUGAUUUCAAGAUUUUAUUGAUUACUUUUAAGGCUCUUAAGGGACUUUCUCCAAGCUACAUUUCAGAGCUUUUGAUAAAGCCUCAGAUCCUCUGGCGAAGGCCUCCUGGUCCUUCCAAAGUCGAGACUCCAAACUAAAGGUGAUAAAUAAGUAAGUAAGUAAACUUUGUUUGUAUAGCACUUUUCACAGACCAAAAACUCACAAAGUGCUUCACACAGACAAAAAUAAAAAUGUCAGGACAACAACUUUAAACAGUAGCCCCCAAUAGCAGCCCCAAAACAAUUAAACAAAAGCCUGAGCAAAUAAAUAAGUUCUGAGUUGGCUUUAAAGGAGUCAACAGAGUCAAUUAGGAAGAUCAUUCCAAAGCCUGGGGGGGAACAGCCUGGAAGGAUGGAUCUCCUCUGGUCCGAAAACGAGUGUGCAAGAGGGCCCAAGAGGGGGUGUAAGGCUGGAUCAGAUCACAAAUGUAAGAUGGAGCCUGAUAGAUCUUUCUCCAUCAGAGCUCCUCGACUUUGGAACGACCUGCCGGAGGAGAUAAGGCGUGCAGAGACAGUGAGAUUUAAAAACUCACUUUUACAGACUUGCUCUUAUGUGAUGCUGUCUUUUAUCUCUUAUCUCUUUUACCUCCAUCUUAUUUCAGCUUUACUGUCUUUUUAGCUUUUGUUAAACUUGUACUCUUUUCUAAAUUAACUUUUCAGGCCUUUUAUUGUCCUUGUUUCUGUUGCUCUAUCUUACUAUUACUAUUAUUAUCAGUAUUACUUUAUUAUUUUAUUAUCAUUGUUGAUAUUGUCUUUUAUAUGUUUCCGCUUUCAACCCUCCUUUUAAUUGCAUUUUCUUUUUUCUUAACUACUUCAUGUUUUUAUUUUGGUCCUCAUGGUCUCAUUUUAUGUUUCAUGGUUCUUGUAUUGUCUUAUGAAAAUGGCCUUCAACUCCAUUUUAACUGAGCUUUUUGUUUUUAUGUGUCUUUUUCCAUGUGCUCUAUGACUACAUGUCAAAGCACUAUGUAAACUUCUUAAGUUAUUAUCAUUAUUAUUAUUAUAACUUUGUGAAUGAGUAGAGGAUAGAUGGAAGGAGACCUGAAGGAUGUGCCCUUACUCCGUCUCUUUCUCCUCUGUCUUCUCAGAUGGGUGGGAUACGAGCAGACAAACUGUAAGGGGGAGCAGUAUGUGUUUGAGAAGGGGGAGUAUCCUCGCUGGGAUUCCUGGACCAACAGCAGGCGUAGUGACACCCUUGCUGCAUUCCGCCCGAUUAAAGUGGUAAGACAGCAGUUUUCACCCUGACGUACCCCAAGAAUCAUCCCAUUAGCUGAUUAAAAAGUCUUUUAUCGAGUCAACGUCUUUCCUCGCCUCUCAGGACAGCCAGGAGCACAAGAUUGUCCUUUACGAGAACCCCAGCUUCACAGGGAAGAAGAUAGAAAUCCUAGAUGACGACGUGCCCAGCUUUCACGCACACGGAUACCAGGAGAAGGUGUCCUCCGUGCGGGUUCAAAGUGGCACGUAAGUCACUCCUCUUCUGUGAUAAACUACUGCAUGUUUUUUGCCACUACUCCUCUAACAGUCUCUCUGAUCUGUCUCCCCCUCUCUGUGUUCCUGCCGCACCAGCUGGGUAGGCUAUCAGUACCCAGGCUACAGAGGCUUUCAGUACCUGUUUGAAAAAGGGGAGUACAAAGACACAGCUGAAUUCGGAGCCCAGAUGCCUCAGAUCCAGUCCGUUCGGCGCAUCAGAGACAUGCAGUGGCAUCAGAGGGGUGCUUUCCACCCCGUCAACUAAGCUUGUGACUCUUUCCUGUCUCGACCUCUGACCUCCCCAGCCUCUCUCCCCUUCUGCAAUAAACCUUCUGUGUCCUACAUUUGCACAACACAG
Xyrichtys novacula (pearly razorfish) is the source of this 8034-nucleotide messenger RNA. The record is from the annotation of a GenBank genome assembly. NCBI's taxonomy places the organism in Eukaryota, Metazoa, Chordata, Actinopteri, Labriformes, Labridae.